AUGAGAUGCUCAACAGUGAUCUGCCUGGUCAAUGACAAAGGAACAGUGCAGCCGGUCACAGCAACUACAGGUUACCCCUCAGCACAUGAAGAGACUAUGACCUGUGGGAAUAAUUCUCAUCAAUGUACGGAGUUGUGUGAGAUUUGCGACGAGGUGUUUAACGGUCCAACAAUGACGUGCCUCUCUGCGCUGUUUGAGCACAUGUGCCUGCAAGACUUUAAUUCUGCAAUGACUUCGCUAAAUGACUCGGACUGGUGUGUCUGGGGUAAAGUGAACAGUUUAUACAGCGACUUGAGCCUCUGCACAGAGAACAUAUCUGACUGUCUCCGGAUCCCGUGGCCCAAUCCACUGGUGGAGGAGACGUUUGUGAACAUCCAUUCCCAGUUCUUCCAGGAAUGCUCCACAGAGGAGUUCAGUGACCCGCCGCCGCCUAUCGUCUUCGCCCUGGUGAUCACUCCCAUCUGUCUGAUCCCAGUGAUGGUGAGCCUGGUGGUGCUGAAGACCAAAAACGGGGAUGGCACCCCUUAA
Nematolebias whitei (Rio pearlfish) is the source of this 528-nucleotide messenger RNA. RefSeq names its product receptor (G protein-coupled) activity modifying protein 2 (gene ramp2). Gene Ontology annotation, cellular component: cell surface; signaling receptor complex; membrane. The record is from RefSeq and is a predicted model, not a curated record. The coding region runs from base 1 to 528 and encodes 175 amino acids. Gene Ontology annotation, molecular function: coreceptor activity. NCBI's taxonomy places the organism in Eukaryota, Metazoa, Chordata, Actinopteri, Cyprinodontiformes, Rivulidae. The transcript is spliced from 5 exons. Gene Ontology annotation, biological process: G protein-coupled receptor signaling pathway; intracellular protein transport; protein localization to plasma membrane.